Messenger RNA from Medioppia subpectinata, 3013 nucleotides. The record is from the annotation of a GenBank genome assembly. Lineage: Eukaryota; Metazoa; Arthropoda; Arachnida; Sarcoptiformes; Oppiidae.
UUUAAUUAAAUUAAAAAUGUGUGAAAAAGUCCACAAUGGUAAAGCACUGUUGGGAAUGAUGGUCCAUGAGUUCGGCACUAAUACCCUAAAUAUGAGGCGUAAGUGUAAAAGUGAGCGACGACUGGACGGUAAGGUUGUGGUCAUUACCGGAGCCAACACUGGAAUCGGCAAAGAAACUGCACUUCAGCUUUCGUUACGCGGGGCUAAGAUAUACAUCGGGUGUCGGAGUCUAGAAAAGGCUGAGUCGGCCAUCGAUGACAUGAAAGGAGUGAAUCCGAGUGCAGACAUCACUGCACUUAAGCUCGACUUGUCUUCAUUCAAAUCCGUUCGUCAGUUCGCCGAUGAGCUGAAGGCCAGGGAGUCUGCGGUCGACAUACUUAUCAAUAACGCCGGUGUUAUGGCGUGUCCUGAAUGGCAAACCACCGACGGGUUUGAGAUGCAGUUCGGGACAAAUUAUUUGGGUCCAUUUUUGUUGACAAAACUCCUGUUACCCCAACUGAAGAGAGCACAGUUAGCCCGUAUAGUGAACGUAUCGUCCAGUAUGCACGCGAUAGGCAGGAUUAAUUUUGAUAACAUCAAUCUGCGUAACGGUGUGUACGACCCAACACUGGCCUACGGCCAGAGCAAACUGGCUGUUGUGUUGUCUACCAGAGAGUUGGCCAGACGUUUGGGACCCGAGAGUAGUGUCACGUGUUAUGUGCUUAAUCCCGGAGCGAUUAAGACGGAUCUCCAGCGCCACUCAAAUAUGGGCGAAACGAUGAUGAAUAUGAUGUUUAUGACACCCGAAUUGGGAGCACAGACUACACUGUAUUGCGCCCUCGAAGAGACACUGGAUAAUGAAUCCGGGUUUUAUUACGACGAUAAGAAACUUAAUGGACAGGUAGUUGUAGUGACCGGCGGUAACACCGGUAUUGGUAAAGAGACUGCCCAUCAACUCGCCCUCAGAGAUGCAAAGGUGUAUAUCUUGUGUCGGGACACUAAGAAAGGCGAGACAGCCGUCAAUGAUAUCCUAUCAUUGAAUCCAAAGGCAAACAUAAAACUACUUUCGCUGGACUUGUCUUCACUCAAAUCUGUCCGCAAAUGUGUGGAAGAGUUGUCGGGUUUGGAGACAAAAGUCGAUAUACUUAUCAAUAACGCCGGCGUUGCGAUGUGUCCGGAGUGGCAGACGGAGGAUGGGUUUGAAAUGCAAAUUGGAACUAAUCACCUAGGUCAUUUUCUAUUUACGCUACAUUUGAUACCAUUGCUAAAGAAAGCACCGGCGGGUCGUAUAGUGAAUGUGUCGGCGGAGAUGUAUAAGUUUGGCAGAAUCCACCUUGAUAAUAUAAACCUACGAAACGGCGCAUACGAUAACUUGUAUGCCUACGCUCAGAGCAAACUGGCAAACAUACUGUUCACCCGUGAAUUGGCCAAAAGGCUCCGCCACUCAAACAUCACCGCAUAUUGUUUGCAUCCGGGAGUCAUAAACACUAACCUGAGCCGACACGUGGACAACCCUGAGCUCCACGAGACUAAGGGUCAGACCAAUAGGGGAUGGUUUUAUAACAAAUUUUUUAUGACACCAUUGAUGGGCUCUCAGACAACACUCUACUGCGCUCUCGAAGAUAAAUUGGCAAAUGAAUCGGGAUUUUAUUACAACAAUUGUGUUCGCGUGGAUCACAUGACACCGGAAGCAAAUGACGACUCGACUGCCAAAAGUCUGUGGGAAUUGAGUUGCGAUUUGUGUAAGAGUGAGCGCCGACUGGACGGUAAGGUUGUGGUCAUUACCGGUGCUAACACUGGGAUCGGCAAAGAGACUGCACUUCAGCUAUCGUUACGCGGGGCUAAGAUAUACAUCGGGUGUCGGAGUCUAGAAAAGGCUGAGUCGGCCAUCGAUGACAUGAAAGGAGUGAAUCCGAGUGCAGACAUCACUGCACUUAAGCUCGACUUGUCUUCAUUCAAAUCCAUUCAUCAGUUCGCCGAUGAACUGAAGGCCAGGGAAUCUGUGGUCGACAUACUUAUCAAUAACGCCGGUGUUAUGGCGUGUCCUGAAUGGCAAACUACCGAUGGGUUUGAGAUGCAGUUCGGGACAAAUUAUUUGGGUCCAUUUCUGUUGACACAACUCCUGUUACCUCAAAUGAAGAGAGCACAGUUAGCCCGUAUAGUGAACGUAUCGUCCAGUAUGCACGCGAUAGGCAGGAUCAAUUUUGAUAACAUCAAUCUUCGUAACGGUGUGUACGACCCAACACUGGCCUACGGCCAGAGCAAACUGGCUGUUGUGUUGUCUACAAGAGAGUUGGCCAGACGUUUGGGACCCGAAAGUAGUGUUACGUGUUAUGCGCUGAAUCCCGGAGCGAUUAAGACGGAUCUCCAGCGCCACUCAAAUAUGGGCGAAACGAUGAUGAAUAUGAUGUUUAUGGCACCAGAAAUGGGAGCACAGACUACACUGUAUUGCGCUCUCGAAGAGACACUGGACAAUGAAUCCGGGUUUUACUACGAUAAUUGUAAACGAGUGGAGAAAAUGGCUAAACGAACACAGGAUGACGAGACAGCCCGCAAAUUAUGGGAUUUAAGCAUCGGAUUAGUGUAUAUCUUGUGUCGGGAUACUAAGAAAGGCGAGACAGCCGUCAAUGACAUUCUAGCACUGACUCCAAAGGCAAACAUAAAACUACUUUCGCUGGUCACACAGUUGUCGGGUUUGGAGACAAAAGUCGAUAUACUUAUCAAUAACGCCGGCGUUGCGAUGUGUCCGGAGUGGAAGACGGAGGAUGGGUUUGAAAUGCAAAUGGGAACUAAUCACCUAGGUCAUUUCCUAUUUACGCUACAUUUGAUACCAUUGCUAAAGAAAGCACCGGCGGGUCGUAUAGUGAAUGUGUCGGCGGAUAUGUACAAGUUUGGCCAAAUCCACCUUGAUAAUAUAAACCUACGAGACGGGGCAUACGAUAACCUUUUCGCGUACGCUCAGAGCAAACUGGCAAACAUACUGUUCACCCGAGAAUUGGCCAAAAGGCUCCGACACUCAAACAUCACCGCAUAU